Molecule: messenger RNA, 3096 nt
Organism: Schizosaccharomyces cryophilus OY26
Lineage: Eukaryota; Fungi; Ascomycota; Schizosaccharomycetes; Schizosaccharomycetales; Schizosaccharomycetaceae
Product: STE/STE7 protein kinase Wis1
Exons: 1
Coding region: 837-2720 (627 amino acids)
Biological process (GO): cellular hyperosmotic response; protein phosphorylation; MAPK cascade
Molecular function (GO): MAP kinase kinase activity; ATP binding
Source: RefSeq, a predicted model, not a curated record
GUGGGGUUUUCCUCCACAAACCUCAACAAACUUCUUCGAAAAUUCCUACGUUCCAUUUGAGAUAGCUUGGCAUUUGCUAAGCUUGUUUCAAAUUCAUAUAUUAAUUCCCUGGAUCAUUCACCACUCUUCCUGAGUUCUUUAUCCGAUAUCCCUUGACCUUGAAAGGCAAACAAACUUUAUUUGUUUUACCAAUCCCUGGGUUAUUAUCUCUCUAAAAAAUUCAACGCGAAUUUUUUGUUGUAUCUUUAGUCAUAAAAUCUUCUAAUCACUGAUUUUUUUUUUUUUUUCACUGACUGACUGAUUACUUCGUUUUUACAUUUUGCUUUUUGUUUUUGUGUUCCUGUUCAACAACCUUUUGAAAAAAAGGUAUAUUAGCAAUCAGAAAACCGUUAUAAAAACGUUAAAAGUGAGAAAUUGCUUUUUUUAGCGUCUAAUUACCGCUCACGUUUUUUUUGGUCAUCUCCCAGUCCAUUCCAUUCUUUUUUUUAUUUCUUUUCUGGUGUGCAUGUAAAAUAGCACUCCUAUUUAACGGUAAUAUCUAUUGUAGACCUUUGCCAACAUUGGUCUAUUUGAAUUUGAACAGGAUUAGGUUCCCGUUGAUCAAAACCUAUUAUUUCAAUCAGAAACUUGCCCUUUUCUUUUACAGUCCCUUCGUUACCUUUUUUUCUUGAGCUUGUCACGGCAUACGCAAGUGAUCCUUUGAUAUUCCCCUCUUCUCUCAAUUCUAAUUCUAGUUUUGUUUAUACCCUUAUUCUUUGAUCGAUCGUUUACUAUAUAUAACCUUUUAUUUUAAGCUUCGUUCUUCCGCUUAAUUUAUUUUCUUAAACUUUUGGUCAAUGUCGUCGUCUGAUAGAAUUUCUUUACCGAAUGCAGUAGAACAGCUAUCCUUAUCAUCGGAUACUGCUGCGUCUUCGCAUCAUCAAUCGUCUCUUAAUGCGAAUAACUCCGAACACAACUUAGAUCCUCAAUCGUCUUUAAUCUCUUCUUUUUCUUCUUCAUCCUCGUCCUCUAAUUCAGAUUUUAACGAUACUAAUUCUUUAUCGACGUCCUCCGACUCUUCCGAUGAUAAUAACAACACUGUAAACGGCGAUAAUGAUACAAUUUCUCGAUCUUCCUCUACUAGGUCGUCUGAUCAAUUAACAUCUCGACCUGUUCCGCCAGUAAGAUUAGGACGUCGUUCUUCCAGUAAGAAUCGGGCAUCUCUUGCGAUAAACUGCAAUCAACCAGCUGAAAAAGCUGGCAGUGCCCUUUCUUCACCCACAUCCGUCGGUUCUCCCCCCUCUUCUUCUAUGCAAUAUCCUGGUGGCUUAUCCUCUGAUAUCCAAGAGAAAGUGAAAGCUUUCCAUGCCGCUCGUUCUAGGUCUUACCCUGAUGGUGGUAAUAGCACAACAUCUAGUCCUGCCUCACCUAUGGUCGGUAAUCGAUCAAGUAUUUCCAUCCCCAUCGCUCCUAUUCCCCCAAAAACUCCUCCUAUUUCUGGACAAAAAGGUACCAAUGGUACUGACUCGACUUUAGCCCGCUCGCUUGCUGCCGCUAGAAUUCCAGCUCAGCGUUCUGCUUCAAUGCCCAAGCAAAAUAAAAUGCGACGUGCUCCUCCCGGAAAAAUUGACCUAUCCAAUAACAGUACCACUCCAUCAAGCUCCAAUGCGGAUUCAAAAGGCAGUAUGGCUUCACGACGCGGUUUAAAAAUUCCUCCUAGUCUCCGACAGUUUGCUUCUGAAACGCCGUUUUCCACGUUUUCUGAUAUUUUGGAUGCCAAAUCUGGGAGCUUGAAUUUUAAAAAUAAAGCCAUUCUCAAUGCUGAUGGUGUCAAUUUUUCUUCUGGCUCUUCAUUUAGAAUUAAUAUGUCUGAAAUUAUAAAACUUGCUGAGUUAGGUAAGGGCAAUUAUGGAGUUGUAUAUAAAGCGUUACACCGACCGAGUGGUGUUACAAUGGCAGUGAAAGAAAUUCGUCUUUCUUUAGAGGAAGCCACAUUUAACCAAAUUCUAAUGGAACUUGAUAUUUUACAUAAAGCUACAAGCCCUUAUAUUGUAGACUUUUAUGGCGCGUUUUUUGUUGAGGGUUCUGUUUUCAUUUGCAUGGAGUACAUGGACGUUGGAAGCAUGGAUAAAUUAUAUAUAGGUGGGAUUACUGAUGAGGGUGUCUUGGCUCGUAUUGCUUACGCUGUUUUACAAGGCCUAAAAACACUUAAAGAAGAACACAACAUUAUUCAUCGUGAUGUUAAGCCAACGAAUGUACUCGUUAACUCCUCUGGACAAAUCAAGUUGUGUGAUUUUGGAGUUAGUGGAAAUUUGGUAGCUUCAAUCUCGAAGACUAAUAUCGGCUGUCAAUCUUACAUGGCACCCGAAAGGAUUCGUGUAGGUGGCGGUGGUAACGGUGUAUUAACUUACACUGUGCAAGCUGAUAUUUGGUCUUUGGGUUUAACCAUACUAGAAAUGGCAAUUGGUUGUUACCCAUAUCCUCCUGAUUCUUAUACAUCCAUUUUUGCUCAGCUUUCUGCAAUUUGUGAUGGGGAACCUCCAAAAUUGCCAAAUUCAUUUUCUCCGGAAGCUCAUGAUUUUGUAAAUAGAUGUCUUCGGAAAAAUCCUUCUUUGCGUCCCGGCUAUCAAGAGUUGAGCAAUCAUCCUUGGAUUCUCAAGUAUCAAAAUAUGGAAGUGGAUAUGAGUGCCUGGGCUAAAACUAAUUUAGAACAUCAAGUUGCAGGAGAGGCCGAGAGGUAAUCUAGUAUGUUAAGUAUAGUGUUUUAACGAAACGAUGUUUUGGAAAUCCAUACAAACUAGAAAGAACGAGCUUCCUCAUUAUUUGUUUAAUACACUAUACUAGACAUACUGAUUAAUAAGGUCAUUUAAAUUAGUCACUGAGGAAAGCCAUCGAAAGAUGACUUCGAAUGGGUAAUAUAUCGCGAUUUUCUUUGCGAAGUUCUGUUGCAAAAUUGCUUUUCUAAUAUACCAUGAAAACAUAGAGCAAUGUAAUUUGCAUAGGCGGUGCAAAUGUGAAGUCAAGAACUCGAGAGUGCUAUGAAUUUAUUUAUAUUGCGACGAAUUAUCUUUGUCAGUAAUUAAUUGUAAUAAUAAGUAUUUAUAAGCUUUUCAGUUA